AUGCUGGAGUCCCUCUGUGUCACCGAAAAACUUCACUGGCCUAAGACAGAGCUUUCUAGGAAAUCGGUCUUGAGUCUGGAAGUACAUAAGCUGAAUGCUAAUAAUGCAAACAGCCUUCAGCAUCCACCUUCUGGCAUCCUUAAGGACAUUUUCACAACAGGAACCAGUAGCUACAACGUCCUUCUGCAGAACAAAGAGGAGAAAAAACACCAUGCUCAAAAGCAAUCGUGUGCCCACCACAAGAAAGCCACCAAGUGCUCCUCUAGCUCGUGGGGCAGCGAGCACCGUCGAGUGAAGGUGCCGCUGCCCUUGCUGGGCGGGUGGUACUGCUGCCCCAGGCAGCCGCCCCUCCUCGGCACCGAUCCCACGGCCACCGGCCUCAGGUUCGCCAGCAGCACCUCGGCUGAGGGAAGUGCCACCGCGCUGCCACCGCGGUCCAGAAGCAGAACUAAAAAGCAUUCUAGUCUCACAAAGCCAAAUCAGUCCCACUCCUCAAAAAGCCAUGGGAAGGAUAGUGAUGCCGCUGGACAAAAGCUCUGUUUACUGACUGCAAUCAAGCCGUCCAAUGUGGAGAAGGAGAAAUUAAAAUUUUUCAACUCCGAUUUCACGUACAAUCCUCAAUUUGAAUAUGAAAACCCUGCUCUGCCAAAUGUUUUAGCAAAGCACAGCCAUGCAUCUGACAGAUUUCUUAAGCAGUCCAUUAAUAUUAUGGAGCGGACAUUGCAGAAAUAUGGAAGCUAUGAAAAAUUUGAACAGGCUGCUGGAGGCAGCUUGCUGACCAAAAGUCGCAUCUGGAAUCACGUCAGGAAGUACAUGGUAAAAGAAGGCUGUCUUGGUGAGAUUGUGGUCCAUCUCACAGAGGACCUGCUGUCCCGAGCCUCCAUGACCGUGGUGAACGGCCGCCCCACUCUCACCAUCAAUGUCUCCACUGCGCGAGAGCACUGGCUGGAGGGGAUGCUGAGACAUGAAAUAGGAACUCAUUACUUUCGGGGUUUUAACAACAACAGCCAGCCUUGGUGCAACCGUAAUGGACGUAGAAAACAUGGGUUGAAACCAAUCAACCCUACAGAAGAGGGGCUAGCGAGCAUUCACAGUGUCCUGUUCCGCAAAGACCCUUUCCUUUGGAGAGCUGCCCUGCUCUAUUACACAGUGUACCAGGCCAGCCAGUUGUCCUUCAGUCAGCUUUUCCAGGACGUGGGGAAAUUUGUCAAGGACCCCAAUACUAGGUGGGAUUACUGCGUACGUGCCAAGAGAGGAUGGGCUGACACUUCACAACCAGGCUGUUUCAAUAAGGACCAGGUGUACUUGGACGGAAUCCUCCGAAUCCUGAGAUACAGGGAGUCAAUUGAUUUUCAUCUUCUGACAGCCCUUGGAAAGAUCUCAUAUGAGGAUGUGGAUCGCCUGAAAGGAUUAGCUGUGAUUGAGAACAUGAGGGUGCCACACUUUUUGCAAGACCAUGCCCGGUACAUGGAACACUUGAAAAAGAUCAUGGAAGUCAAUGAGCUGACUGAUGAGGAGCUCCAGGAUCUCAUAAAUUAA
Cinclus cinclus is the source of this 1539-nucleotide messenger RNA. It is a transcript of the gene MATCAP2, whose product is annotated as microtubule associated tyrosine carboxypeptidase 2. The record is from RefSeq and is a predicted model, not a curated record. The transcript has 7 exons. Lineage: Eukaryota; Metazoa; Chordata; Aves; Passeriformes; Cinclidae. Bases 1 to 1539 code for a protein of 512 amino acids.